AUGGCUCCAUCCCUCACUCUUGCAGCUGCUCUCUUGGCUCCACCCCUUACUCCUGCAGCUACUCUCCUGGCUCCAUCCCUCACUCCUCCAGCUGCUCUUCUGGCUCCAUCCCUCACUUCUACACCUGCUCUCUGGGCUCCAUCCCUCACUCCUGCAGCUGCUCUCCUUCCUUCAUCCCUCACUACUGCAGCUGCUCUCUGGGCUCCAUCCCUCACUCCUGCAGUUGCUCUCCUGGCUCCAUCCCUCACUCCUGCAGCUGCUCUCCUGGCUCCAUCCCUCACUCCUGCAGCUGCUCUCCUGGCUCCAUCCCUCACUCCUGCAGCUGCUCUCCUGGCUCCAUCCCUUACUCCUGCAGCUGCUCUCCUGGCUUCAACCCUCACUCCUGCAGCUGCUCUCCUGGCUCCAUCCCUCACUCCUGCAGCUGUUCUCCUGCCUCCAUUGCUCAUUCCUGCAGCUGCUCUCCUGGCUCCAUCCCUCACUCUUGCAGCUGCUCUCUUGGCUCCACCCCUUACUCCUGCAGCUGCUCUCCUGGCUCCAUCCCUCACUCCUCCAGCUGCUCUUCUGGCUCCAUCCCUCACUUCUACACCUGCUCUCUGGGCUCCAUCCCUCACUCCUGCAGCUUUUCUCCUGGCUCCAUCCCUGUCUUCUACACAUGCUCUCCUGGCUCCAUCCCUAAAUCCUACACCUGCUCUCUGGGCUCCAUCCCUCACUCCUGCAGCUGCUCUCCUGGCUCCAUCCCUCACUGCUGCAGCUGCUCUCCUGGCUCCAUCCCUCACUCGUACACCUGCUCUCCUGGCUCCAUCCCUCACUCCUACACCUGCUCUCCUUUUUCCAUCCCUCACUCCUGCAGCUGUUCUCCGGGCUCCAUUGUUCAUUCCUGCAGAUGCUCUCUUGGCUCCACCCCUUACUCCUGCAGCUGCUCUCCUGGCUCCAUCCCUCACUCCUGCAACUGCUCUCCUGGCUCCAUCCCUCACUCCUGCAGCUGCUCUCCUGGCUCCAUCACUCACUCCUGCAACUGCUCUCCUGGCUCCAUCCCUCACUCCUGCAGCUGCUCUCCUUCCUUCAUCCCUCACUCCUGCAGCUGCUCUCUGGGCUCCAUCCCUCACUCCUGCAGUUGCUCUCCUGGCUCCAUCCCUCACUCCUGCAGCUGCUCUCCUGGCUCCAUCCCUCACUCCUGCAGCUGCUCUCCUGGCUCCAUCCCUCACUCCUGCAGCUGCUCUCCUGGCUCCAUCCCUCACUCCUGCAGCUGCUCUCCUGGCUUCAACCCUCACUCCUGCAGCUGCUCUCCGGGCUCCAUCCCUCACUCCUGCAGCUGUUCUCCUGGCUCCAUUGCUCAUUCCUGCAGCUGCUCUCCUGGCUCCAUCCCUCACUCUUGCAGCUGCUCUCUUGGCUCCACCCCUUACUCCUGCAGCUACUCUCCUGGCUCCAUCCCUCACUCCUCCAGCUGCUCUUCUGGCUCCAUCCCUCACUUCUACACCUGCUCUCUGGGCUCCAUCCCUCACUCCUGCAGCUGCUCUCCUUCCUUCAUCCCUCACUACUGCAGCUGCUCUCUGGGCUCCAUCCCUCACUCCUGCAGUUGCUCUCCUGGCUCCAUCCCUCACUCCUGCAGCUGCUCUCCUGGCUCCAUCCCUCACUCCUGCAGCUGCUCUCCUGGCUCCAUCCCUCACUCCUGCAGCUGCUCUCCUGGCUCCAUCCCUUACUCCUGCAGCUGCUCUCCUGGCUUCAACCCUCACUCCUGCAGCUGCUCUCCUGGCUCCAUCCCUCACUCCUGCAGCUGUUCUCCUGCCUCCAUUGCUCAUUCCUGCAGCUGCUCUCCUGGCUCCAUCCCUCACUCUUGCAGCUGCUCUCUUGGCUCCACCCCUUACUCCUGCAGCUGCUCUCCUGGCUCCAUCCCUCACUCCUCCAGCUGCUCUUCUGGCUCCAUCCCUCACUUCUACACCUGCUCUCUGGGCUCCAUCCCUCACUCCUGCAGCUUUUCUCCUGGCUCCAUCCCUGUCUUCUACACAUGCUCUCCUGGCUCCAUCCCUAAAUCCUACACCUGCUCUCUGGGCUCCAUCCCUCACUCCUGCAGCUGCUCUCCUGGCUCCAUCCCUCACUGCUGCAGCUGCUCUCCUGGCUCCAUCCCUCACUCGUACACCUGCUCUCCUGGCUCCAUCCCUCACUCCUACACCUGCUCUCCUUUUUCCAUCCCUCACUCCUGCAGCUGUUCUCCGGGCUCCAUUGUUCAUUCCUGCAGAUGCUCUCUUGGCUCCACCCCUUACUCCUGCAGCUGCUCUCCUGGCUCCAUCCCUCACUCCUGCAGCUGCUCUUCUGGCUCCAUCCCUCACUUCUACAGCUGCUCUCUGGGCUCCAUCCCUCACUCCUGCAGCUUUUCUCCUGGCUCCAUCCCUGACUCCUACAUAUGCUCUCCUGGCUCCAUCCCUCACUCCUACACCUGCUCUCUGGGCUCCAUCCCUCACUCCUGCAGCUUUUCUCCUGGCUCCAUCCCUCACUCCUACACAUGCUCUCCUGGCUCCAUCCCUCACUCCUGCAGCUUCUCUCCUGGCUCCAUCCCUCAUUCUUGCAGCUGCUCUCCUGGCUCCAUCCCUCACUCUUGCAGCUGCUCUCCUGGCUCCAUCCCUCACUCCUACACCUGCUCUCCUGGCUCCAUCCCUCACUCCCGCACGUGCUCUCCUGGCUCCAUCCCUCACUCCUGCACCUGCUCUCCUGGCUCCAUCCCUCACUCCUGCAGCUGCUCUCCUGGCUCCAUCCCUCGCUCCUGCAGCUGCUCUCCUGGCUCCAUCCCUCACUCCUACACCUGCUCUCCUGGCUCCAUCUCUCACUCCUACACCUGCUCUCCUGGCUCCAUCCCUCACUCCUGCAGCUUCUCUCCUGGCUUCAUCCCUCACUCCUGCAGCUGCUCUCCUGGCUCCAUCCCUCACUCCUGCAGCUGCUCUCCUGGCUCCAUCCCUCACACCUGCAGCAGCUCUCCUUGCUCCAUCCCUCACUCCUGCAGCUGUUCUCCUGGAUCCAUCCCUUACUCCUUCAGCUGCUCUCCUGGCUCCAUCCCUCACUCCUGCAGCUGCUCUCCUGGCUCCAUCCCUCACACCUGCAGCAGCUCUCCUUGCUCCAUCCCUCACUCCUGCAGCUGUUCUCCUGGAUCCAUCCCUUACUCCUUCAGCUGCUCUCCUGGCUCCAUCCCUCACUCCUGCAGCUGCUCUCCUGGCUCCAUCCCUCACUCCUGCAGCUGCUCUCCUGGCUCCAUCCCUCACUCCUGCAGCUGCUCUACUUGCUCCAUCCCUCACUCCUACACCUGCUCUCCUGGCUCCACCCCUCACUCCUGCAGCUGCUCUCCUGGCUCCCUCCCUCACUCCUACACCUGCUCUCAGGGCUCCAUCCCCUUUACACUGUUUAGAAGUGGAUGCCAAACCCGGCAAAGCAAAUCAUAAAUGGAAUGUUGCUUAUUCAGACCCUGCUAAAAGACGGGCAGUUUGGGGAAUGCUUCAUACUUUCAGGGGUGCGGUUUAA
Molecule: messenger RNA, 3507 nt
Organism: Hyla sarda
Lineage: Eukaryota; Metazoa; Chordata; Amphibia; Anura; Hylidae
Product: ice-structuring glycoprotein-like
Exons: 1
Coding region: 1-3507 (1168 amino acids)
Source: RefSeq, a predicted model, not a curated record